Messenger RNA from Megalobrama amblycephala (Wuchang bream), 1056 nucleotides. It is a transcript of the gene sco2, whose product is annotated as protein SCO2 homolog, mitochondrial. The transcript is spliced from 2 exons. Lineage: Eukaryota; Metazoa; Chordata; Actinopteri; Cypriniformes; Xenocyprididae. The coding region runs from base 138 to 1001 and encodes 287 amino acids. The record is from RefSeq and is a predicted model, not a curated record. Gene Ontology annotation, biological process: mitochondrial respiratory chain complex IV assembly.
CUGCACGAUUUUAUGCUGUAAAUGAAUCUGCGACCUCGAAACGCAAGUCAUACGCCGCUUGAAUGUUGUACAAUGUACAUGUCACAUGGGGAUCUUGUAGUGAGGACAGACGACUGUAACUGCUGGUUGUUCUGAGGAUGUUGAGAUUCGGCUGCCUCAGAGGAUUCAAAUGGCAUGUGAAGUCAUGGAGCAUCCUGGGGUCAACAACGAGAAAAACAACUAACCUUUUACAUCAGUCCCACUUUAGAACAUCAGCUCGAUGUUUUCCUCCACCGCACUACCGUCUACCACCUUUAUUUGGAGAACAAAGAGCUUUUUACUCUCAAGGCUCCUCUAAAACUCCAAACUCGUCACCAGGGAUCAAACUGCGUACACGUUUGGUGGUGUCGCUGCUUUUCGGAGGUGGUAUUAUUGGUACCUGGUGGUAUGUGUACCAUGAGAAACAACAGAGGAUCCGGAUGCAGAGACUGGAGCAGUUGAGGAAAGUGGCUGUCGGACAGGGAGACUUCCAUCUGUUGGAUCACACAGGACAGCGCAGGACCAAACGUGACUUCCUGGGCCAAUGGGUGCUCUUGUACUUUGGCUUCACCCACUGCCCAGAUAUCUGCCCCGACGAACUGGAUAAAAUGACCAACGUGGUGCGUAUUCUGGAUAAAGACCCUAGCCUACCCCCUGUCCAGCCACUUUUUGUCACCGUUGACCCUGAGAGAGAUGACGUGGCCGCUAUGGCCAAGUACGUGAAAGAUUUCCAUCCACGGCUGGUUGGAUUGACAGGUACUGCGGAAGAAGUGAAGCAGGCAGGACGGGAUUAUAGGGUUUAUGCCAGCGCUGGUCCUAAAGAUGAGGAUGGGGAUUAUAUUGUGGACCACACCAUCAUCAUCUACCUGGUUAACCCAGACGGACUCUUCCUGGACUACUACAAUAGAAUGAAAAAUGACGUCCAGAUUGCUGAGAGUAUACGUAAUCACAUGAAAAAUUAUGUUAAAUUAUUUCCAGAUUAAUCUGAGGAGAAAUACGUGUUUGCACAAUAAAGCUCUAUUUCACAAGGAUGAUCAA